AUGGAUAAAUCAUGGAUGAUGGAGAAUAGGAUGUCCAGGGAGUAUGAAUUGGGAGUGGAAGCGUUCAUUCAAUUUGGUUUUCGUCAUGCCAAAGGUUCCAGUACUAUCAGGUGUCCAUGUUUGAAAUGUGGGAACCGUUUGCCGCAAGAUGAAUCAACAUUCAGAUAUCAUCUAUAUGCCAAUGGGAUCGAUCAAAGCUAUAAAAUAUGGUUUUGGCAUGGCGAAUCUUUUACAUCAGAGACUUCAUGUAAUCGACAGGCUUACACGAACGAAGAAACGGUCGACGAUGAUUUAUUUCAUGUGAUAAAUAUGGUUCAAAAUGUCCGCGAUCAGUUUUCUAAAGUACCUAAUACGUUUGACAAUAUGUUCGAUGAUGCAAAGAAGCCUCUAUUUCCUGGUUGUAAAAGAUUCACAAAGUUAUCAGCAUUAGUUAGGCUAUACAACCUGAAGGUUAGAUUUGGAUGGAGUAAUGCUAGCUUCUCCGAACUACUGGCAACGGUUAGCGAGUUAUUGCCUGAAAAUAAUAAAAUGGCGAUAUCCAUGUAUGAAGCAAAAAAAAUGCUUACUGCAUUGGGCCUUAAUUAUCAAAAAAUAGAUGCAUGCCCUAACGAUUGUUGCUUGUAUAGAAAAGAUCUGGCAGACAUCAGUAGGUGUCCUAAAUGUAACAUUUCGAGGUGGAAGACAAGUAAGAACUCAAACGAAGAGAUUAAGGGAGUUGCAGUUAAACAGCUGUGGUAUUUUCCAAUUGUUCCGAGGUUUUUAAGGAUGUUCAAGAACUCCGAAUAUGCAAAGCACUUGUGUUGGCAUGCAAAUGACAGGAAAGUAGACAGUGUGUUAAGGCAUCUAGCUGAUACUCCAUCUUGGAGGUUGGUAGACCAUUUGUGGCCAGAUUUUGGGUCCGAACCGAGAAACCUCCGCUUGGGGUUGUCCACAGAUGGCAUCAAUCCGUACGAAGAUUUAUCAACGAAAUAUAGUUGUUGGCCUGUGAUUGCUACAUUAUACAACCUUCAACCAUGGCUAUGUAUGAGGAGGAAGUAUUUGAUGUUAACUAUGUUAAUCUCGGGACCUAAGCAACCAGAAUACGACAUAAAUGUCUACCUAGCACCUUUGAUUGGUGAUCUCAAACUUAUGUGGGAAGAAGGUGUUCAGUGUUUUGAUGCACAUAGAAAUGAAAGAUUCACCCUGCGAGCUGUCUUACUGUGGACUAUCAAUGAUUUUCCUGCAUACGGGAACCUGUGUGGGUGUAGCGUGAAGGGGUAUAAGGCCUGUUCAAUAUGUGGAGAGGAAACUUCUUCUAUAAGACUACCAUAUGGGAAGAAAAAUGCAUAUAUGAGACAUAGAAAAUACUUACCACGUCAUCACCCUUAUAGGAGACAAAAGAAAGCAUUUGACGGUAAUCAGAAGCAUGGGACACCUCCUCUCCCUUUAUCAGGCGAGACAAUUUAUAAUAGACUUAAGGAUAAGACCUUUCCAUGCGGUAAAAGGUCUACUAGGAGGUUGAAUGAAGAUAUUUCGAACGAAUACUGGAAGAGGAUUUCUGCAUUCUAUGAGUUAGCGUACUGGAAAAAAUUACAUGUAAGACACUGUCUUGAUGUUAUGCAUAUUGAGAAGAAUGUAUUAAUGAAUAUAAUUGGUACACUGCUUGACAUACCAGGGAAGAGUAAGGAUGGAUUGAGUGCUAGACUUGAUUUGGUAGAAAUGAACAUUCGACCCGAGUUGGCCCCUGUGUCCGAUGGAAGUAGAACUUACAUACCUGCAGCAUGUUAUACAUUGUCAAGAGAGAAGAAAGUCUCUAUUUGCAGAACUUUGUCUGAUCUUAAGGUUCCAGAAGGUUAUUCGUCGAAUUUCAGAAGUUUGGUAUCUUUAGAGAACCUAACGCUCUCUGGUCUUAAAUCACAUGAUUGCCAUGUUCUAAUGCAACAACUUCUCCCAAUUGCAAUACGUGGAGUUUUACCUAACAAUGUUAGAGUAGCUAUCACUAGAUUGUGUUCUUUUUUCAACGCUAUUUGCUCCAUAACUUUGCGAAUAUCAGAUUUAGAUAAAUUGCAGCAAGACGUUGUUGAAACAUUAUGUUUGCUUGAAAAGUACUUUCCACCAUCAUUUUUCACCCUUAUGGUACAUCUAUGCAUCCACCUUGUGCGAGAGGCAAAACUUUGUGGACCCAUAUACCUACGGUGGAUGUACCCAUUCGAAAGAUAUAUGAAAGUGUUGAAAAGUUAUGUCCGUAAUAGAAAUCGUCCGGAAGGAUCGAUUGCAGAAGCACACAUAUGUGAGGAAGCUGUUGAAUUUUGUUCUGAGUUUCUAUCUGGGCUUGACCCCAUUGGACUAGGUUCAUUUAGAUUUCGAGAGGAAGGUCGGAUCGAAAGACCGUUAUCUGCUAGAUCAUCUAUUACACCUAGUCAAGUUGUACUAAAACAAGCCCAUCUACACAUACUAGAAAACAUUGAAGAAGUUCAUCCAUACAGAGAACGACAUAUGGAAAUCUUAAAAUCUUCCAACCCACGAAGGGCAAGUAAUGAGAAAUGGUUGCAAGAUGAGCACAAUAGAUCAUUUCCUAACUGGAUACGAGACGAGGAAGGUCAAGUCGUGAGCACGAUAAUCAGAUGGAUUGCACAUGGCCCACAUCCCGUUGUGAUGAUAUAUGAGGGAUAUAAAGUCAAUGGAAUUUGCUACAACACAAAGUGCCGUGAUGACACUAGAACGGUUCAAAAUAGUGGGGUUAUGUUCGUUGCAUCAACAAUGCAUGUGGCUAGUGCCAAAGACAAAAACCCGAUAAUUGCUGACAUAUCCUUUUAUGGUGUGAUUCAAGGAAUAUGGGAAGUCAGUUACAACACUUUUGGGGUCACACUGUUUAGAUGUAACUGGGUCGAUACGAAGAAUGGAGUACAAGUAGACGAUCUUGGAUUCACACUAGUUGACCUCAAUCGUAUAGGACACUAUUCAGAUUCAUUCAUAUUAGCAUCACAAGCAAGACAAGUGUUCUAUGUUAAAGAUCCCAGUGAUGACAGAUGGUGGACCAUCACUUACCAAACAAUGACACUUGGAAAACAAGCUAGAUUAGAAGCUGGUUGCUCGAGCGUACCAAGUAUCGAGGGAGUCAUUAAUAAAGGUAAAGGUACACAUGGACCUACGGAAAUGUCUGAGAUCACACAGGUUAGUUGUGAUGGACACAAGAGAGUGGUUGAAUACAAUGAGCUCGGUCAACCCAUUGGUGAAAGUGCAACCAAGUUAAAGAGUUUCAUUGGAACAACCGUGCGGGUUCAUGUUUCGAUCAGUUACCAAUCCUGGAAGGAUGUACCUACAGAGCUCAAAAAUAAAAUUUACGAACUAAUUGAGGUAAUUUUCUGA
Cucumis melo (muskmelon) is the source of this 3348-nucleotide messenger RNA. RefSeq lists its product as uncharacterized. Lineage: Eukaryota; Viridiplantae; Streptophyta; Magnoliopsida; Cucurbitales; Cucurbitaceae. The coding region runs from base 1 to 3348 and encodes 1115 amino acids. The transcript has 4 exons. The record is from RefSeq and is a predicted model, not a curated record.